CACGUGACCUGUACCACAUGUCAUGUCAUGUGACUGUGAGUGGUUCCUGCUACACGGGUAAUGAUCAGUAAUCAGAAAGGACUGCUGUAUCAUGUCGGAAGAAGCGCACUAAUAAAUUUCCUUGUGUAAAAUAUGGGUCGUGUUGGAUUUUGCGGAGUCGCUGCUACUGUUAUUAUUAAUACUUUUCUAUUUCUACAAUGCGUGUCGUCAGCGGCGGCUUCGGAUGACAGCCUAUGGUACCAGGAUCUGUGCAGUUACAAAUGGGAGGCCAUUGAUAAGGACAACAAUGUGAGCUACGCUCUGAAGCUUUGCGAUUCAUCUCCAAAAACAGAAUGUGGAGAAGGAAGUGCGGUCUGUGCCCACUAUCUUACAAGUGGGCAGCAUCAGUCAGUGGGUGAGCUCUCUCUGACGAAGGUCUCGCCUGCUGUGCUCGAUUUCAACAGCUCGAAGAAAUGCGAAGACAAGAAGAGCAAUGUUCAGAGCAGCAUCACCUUUCAAUGCGGCAAAACAAUGGGCACGCCUGAGUUUGUCACCGUCUCCGAGUGUGUGCAUUACUUUGAGUGGAGGACGUAUGUCGCCUGCAGACGUGAUAAAUUUAAACCGCAUAAAGAGGUCCCCUGCUAUGUCUUUGACUCAGAUGGAAAGAAGCAUGACCUCAAUCCGCUGAUAAAACUCUCAGAUGGCUACUUAGUUGACGACCCGGAUGACGAGAUAGAUUUCUACAUUAAUAUAUGCAGAAGUCUAAAUCGUGCUGGAAGCACCUGUACUGAAGGAUCUGCCGCCUGUCUCACUCACACCUCUGGUAAAGGCUCAUUUGACAUGGGUCAACCUGUUCACCAGCUCGAACUGCUCUCUAAUGACAAACUAAGACUUCGAUACGAGGGAGUCAAAGAAAGCCCAGACUUCUGUGAUGGCCACAGUCCAGCAGUGACCAUUACAUUUAUUUGUCCCUCCACAAGGCAGACGGGAAGUAACCCUAAGAUGAUCAGCAGCACGAACUGUCGAUAUGAGAUUGAGUGGGUGACGGAGUACGCCUGCCAUAGAGAUUACCUGGAGAGUCACGACUGCAAACUGACCAGCACUCAGCAUGACAUCUCCAUCGACCUCACGCACCUGACGCACGGCUCCACAGAUACACCAUACAUGGCUGAGGCCAAAAAUGGCAAGGACACCUACUUUUUCUAUCUGAACGUGUGUGGAGGGACCAAUGCUGGACAGUGUUUUGACGACAAAGGAUACAUCUCUGCCUGCCAAUUCAAAGAGAAUGGCGAUGUAAAGAAGAUUGCUGGAAGAUACCAGAACCAAACCCUGAGAUAUUCAGAUGGUGAUCUCACAUUAAUCUACCCAGACGGCAGCAGAUGCAGCACUGGAUUCCAGCGCAUGACUAUUAUUAACUUUGAGUGCAAUGCAACUGCUGGGAACGGUCAGCCGGUUUUUACAGGAGAGUCUGACUGCACGUAUUACUUUGACUGGCAGACGUCGUACGCAUGUGUGGAGAAGGAAGACCUGCUGUGUCGAGUCACAGACCACAAGAAGAGAUAUGAUUUAUCUCCUCUUACACGAUUCCCAGAAUCGGAGGGAUCUCAGAAUUGGGUGGCGGUGAACGCAAAAGCAGCAGAGUCUGAUAAAAAGCGCAUUUAUAUGAAUGUCUGUCAUAAAAUCAUCCAGGAUGGGGUGGCCAGUUCUUGCCCUGAGGACUCUGCAAUAUGUGCCAUAGGAAAUGGGACAGCAAAGAAUCUGGGCAAAUUCCUGAAAUCUCCUGAAAAGGCAACCGAGGGUGACGACAUCAGACUGAUUUACACAGACGGAGACAAGUGUAGAGAGAAGAUGAAGGUGAAGAGCAUCAUCACUCUGAAGUGUAAGCCUGGAGAUGUGGAAAGUCCUCCAGUCCUCAGGAGUGUGUCCAGCGACGGCUGCAUCUAUGAGUUUGAGUGGUUUACCGCUUCAGCCUGUGUCCUGUCCAAAACUGAAGGAGACAACUGCAAGGUGGAGGACAUGCAAACAGGAAUUUCGUUUGAUUUGUCUCCGCUUCAGAAAUCUAAUGGAGGCUUUUAUAACAUGUCCAGUAAGAAGUAUGACUACUUCAUAAACGUAUGUGGAAAUGUUAAAGCCGCACAGUGUCCAGAAACAGCAGGGGCUUGUCAAGUUGACCAGACCGGCAAAUCGUCUUGGAAUCUCGGCCAGUUCAACUCCAAGCUUUCUUAUUAUGAUGGCAUGAUUCAGCUGACCUACAGAAACGGCUCUCAGUACAACAACAAGCAGCACACGCAGCGAUCCACACACAUCUCCUUCCUCUGUGACCGAGAGGCUGGUCCAGGAAAACCAGAGUUUCAGGAUGAGGAUGAGUACACGUAUAACUUUAAGUGGUACACUUCCUACGCCUGUCCAGAGAGAUUACAUGAGUGUGUCGUGACAGACCCCGAAACUCUUCAACAGUAUGACCUGUCCAGUCUGUCAGUAUCUAAUGGCGGCAGGAACUGGGAGGUCAUGGACUCGUCUGACAUCAGCAGCCUGAGGAAAUACUACAUCAAUGUGUGUCGUCCUCUUAAAGCUGUGCCGGGCUGUGACAGAAGAGCUUCAGUCUGUGAGAUGAAGUUCGAGGCUGACAGGGAAGGCCUGUCUGAGAAGGUGGAGGUCAGUAAUUUGGGCAUUGCUAAGAAAGGGCCGGUGAUUGUGGAGCAAAACCAGCUGAUGUUGGAGUACACCAAGGGCUCCAUGUGUGAAGCAGAUGGAAAGACCACCACAUACACAACACGCAUCCACUUCGUCUGCGCUUCUGGGACACCACCUUCUGGCCCUCGCUUUGUGGUGAACCAGAAUUGUACUGUUGAUUUUGUUUGGGACACAGAAGCAGCCUGUGCCAUUUCUACUGUCGUGGGGACAAACCAGACGUGCUCCGUGAAAGAUCCCAACACUGGCUUUGAAUUCAACCUGCAGCCGCUGGCCACUGACAAAGGAUACCGCGUCAACGUUAAUGGAAAAGACUUUAUUGUGAACAUUUGUGGUCCAGUGAAGGAUUGUGAGACUGCUGGAUCUAAAAAUGUGUCCGGCUGUGAGCUCGAGGAUCAGAAGCCGGUCAGUCAGGUUGGGGGGGAGCGUUCCCUCCAGUUCUCCACCGAUGGGGCUCUCACUCUCACAUACAAGGGGGUCAUGGACAUACCCACAGGUACCCAAGACACCUUCAUUAUUAAUUUUGUGUGUGACCAAAAGGCCUCUCCACCCUCCCUGAAGCUUAUACAGGAAGAGCUGGGCACAAGUACACACGUAAUCCAUAAUGUGAUUUUUGAGCUUGCAACUCCACUAGCCUGUAAACCUGCACCUGUGGACUGCACAGUCACUGAUUCACAGGGCCGGGAGUAUGACCUGGGUGACCUCAGUCUGGAUGAGAAGUCAUAUGUUCCUCUGGACACCUCGGAUCAGGCCCGGUUUCAGAAGUUUUACGUAAAUGUGUGUAAACCACUGCCUCGUGUUCAGGGCUGCCCUGCUGGUGCAAUUGGAGCCUGCGGACAAAUCAACAGCAGUUUUGUAAAUUUGGGAUACGUGCAGUCAAACCUCCAGGCCGCAGCAGACGGCUCCAUCAGUAUUGUUUAUCUGAACGGGGACAAGUGUGGGACAUCAGGACGUUACUCCACCAGAAUCAUCUUCCAGUGUGAUGACAGUCCUGGUGCACCGAUGUUCGAUCGCAAAGAUGGCUGUGAGUUUGUUUUCAUCUGGAGAACCUCAGAAGCUUGCCCAAUCAAAAGAGUCCAUGGUGAAAACUGCAAAGUCACAGACCCCAAGAGCGGUUAUGAGUACAAUCUCACACCGUUGGCUGGACAGGACUAUGAAGUGAAGAGUUCGACCUAUGAGUAUCAUUUCGCAGUCUGUGGCCCAAUUACAACCUCUGUCUGCCUUCACGAUGCCAGCCAAUCUGUGUCCUCCUGUCAGGUCGAGAACCAAAAGCACAGGAUUGCAGGAAUAGCCAAUCAAAACCUCACGUUUGACGAUGGGAUCAUUAUGAUCAACUAUACAAACGGGGAAACAUGUCACAAGAUUUACGAGCGGUCCACAGCUAUUCUAUUCUCCUGUGACCACAGCCGGAAUCCUGGUAAGCCAGAUUUCAUAAAGGAGACCGCAGACUGCACAUAUCUGUUUGAGUGGCACACAGCUUUGGCCUGCCCUUCCUUUAAAACCACAACCUGCUCCUACAAUGACGGCAGUGGCCACUCCUACGAUCUCUCCUCAUUGGCCCUGCACAAAUCUAAUUGGAUUGUUGUGCCAGAAUCAUCGAAUCAGAAGCAGCGUUACUAUAUCAAUGUGUGCAAGUCUCUGGUCCCUCAGACAGGUUUGUGGAGCUGCCCGUCCAGUGCUGCAGCCUGUCUGAAGGAUGGGGACGAGUAUGUGAACCUGGGGGAGGCGGAGUCUGGUCCACAGUGGGAUAAAAACGUCCUGGUUCUGAAGUAUACCAACGGAAAAGCCUGUCCUGAUGGCAAGAGAAACCGGACCACCAUUAUUCGCUUCAAAUGCAAUCCAGACAAAGUGGAUUCUGAACCCACUCUGAUCACAGCUCUGGAAAACUGUGUCUACAGCUUCGUAUGGUUCACAGCCGCAGCCUGUCCUCUCAACAGCACUGAGCAUGGAGACUGUAAAGUCACAAAUCCUGCUACAGGUCAUCUGUUUGAUCUUAAUGCGCUCAGUCGGGCGGGUGGAUAUACGGUUUAUGAUCCUGAAUCACACAGAAAGAUGUUCAGACUGAAUGUGUGUGGUGAAAUAAUCAAUGCUGGUUGUGCUACUGGAACAGGCGUGUGCAUCAAGGACAAUCAGAUGGCCAUAAGUGCUGGAAAAGCCUCAAGAAAGCUGGUUUAUAAGAAUCAGGUGGUGGAGCUCAGUUAUGAGGACGGGGAUGCAUGCUCUACAAAUUCCCGCAAACACAAGAGCAUCUUUAGCUUCGUCUGCAAGUCUGAAGGAGGAGGAACUGAUGGACCCGUGCUGGUUUACUCAGACGACACAACCUGCACUCACUUCUUCACCUGGCACACUCCUCUAGUCUGCGAACAACAGGUGAAGUGCUCUGUUUGGAACGGUACCAACCAGAUUGACCUCAGUCCUCUAAUACACCUAACCGGUUACUACACUGCUAUAGAUGAGGAUGUGGACCGGGACAAAUCACCUGACUUCUACAUUAACAUCUGCCAGCCCCUCAACCCCAUCCCAAGGGUCAACUGUCCUCCAGGGGCCGCUGUGUGCAUGGACCCUGUGGAUGGAGAACCAAUUGACAUUGGACGAAUCACAUCUCCUCCUCGCUAUAACAGUGAAUCUAAAGAGGUGGAGAUCACCUUCAGCAGCACAACUGUCUGCGCCUCUAAUCGGACCUCCAACUACUCCUCCAAGAUCAUUUUCACCUGCCAGAAAGGAGCAGAGCUGGGUUCUCCUCGGAUGAUUCGGGCUCACAGCUGCAUGUAUGUGUUUGAAUGGGCCACUCCUGUGGUUUGUCCGGAGAUCAUCGAGGCGCAGGGCUGCAAUCUGACCGUCUCUCAGCUGCGCUACACCUUUGACCUCUCAGCACUGACUGGACCUGUUCAGGUUCCUGUAACUUCUGGCUCUUUCAGCAUCAACGUGUGUGGGACUGUGGCGAACACGACUUGUAAAGACAGUGCAGUGUGUCUGAUUUCCAGUGGCUCAAGAGCUUCAUACGGGAACGCUAAACUCAUGAACCUGGACUACAAGAGAGAAGAGCAGUCGGUGAUAAUGCAGUACAGCGGGGGAGACCCCUGUCCUCAAGGUGUGCAAGGGAAGCGUCAGUCUUCGAUCUUGUUCACUUGUGAUCGAGCGGCGGGUCGUGGAAGUCCACAGCUGAUCAGCGAUACCCAGGGUUGCUCUGCCACUUUUCAGUGGAGAACCAAUGUGGUUUGUCCACCCAGAAAGAUGGAGUGCAAACUGGCAGGACAACACCAAACCUACGACCUGCGCACACUCUCUUCUCUAACAGAGCCCUGGAAGUUCAGCAAUGGCCAAGACUCCUAUUAUUUUAAUCUGUGUCAGGCCAUUCACGGAGGUCAGCCGGGCUGUGCUGCGGAGGCUGCUGUGUGCCGUAGACUGGCCGGAGGAAAAACAGAGACUCUGGGCCGGGUUCACACGCAGACCAUGGAGUUAAUCGAUGGAAAAAUCCUGGUCAAUUAUUCCAUGGGCGACGAAGUGUGCGGAAACAAGAAACCAGCCAAAACAGUCAUACAGCUGAAGUGUGGAAGUACAUUCGGCCAUCCCAAACUACUGUUCAAGGAGGAAAAAUCCUGUGAGUUCUGGUUUGAGUGGGAAACUCGAUCAGCAUGUGCUGUAAAGCAGGAGGAAGUGGAGAUGGUCAACGGGACCAUUAAAGUUCCCAAAACAGGAGCCACGUUCAGCUUGGGAGCCCUUUAUUACCGUUUGCACAAUGCCACAGGAGACAUCCGUGCCAAUGGAGACCGCUAUAUCUACCACAUCCAGCUGUCGGGCAUCACGGACAGCUCCAUUUCCAUGUGCUUGGGUGCCAAUAUCUGCCAAGUCAAGAUUAAUGACAGUUACCGCAGGAAAAUCGGCUCCUCCAGCAAAGCCAAGUAUUAUAUUAAAGGUGGAAACCUUGACGUCUUGGUUCCGUCUGAAUCCGUUUGUGGAAGAGACAAAACCAAAACUGUGUCUUCAGCAAUUCUGUUCCACUGUAGCCCAACGGCGGGAGAGGGCAUCCCAGAAUUCUUGCUGGAGACCGAUAGCUGCCAGUACCUGUUUGUGUGGCACACCUCCACCGUUUGUGAAUUUAUUUCUUCCAGCUCCAUAGACAGCACCGAUGGAGGGGAGGAGCUUGCUGGACUUUCUGGGCGGAGUCAGGCUUUAGGGGCGGUGCUUAGCCUGCUGUUGAUUGUGCUCACAAUCUGUUUGCUUGUUCUCCUGCUGCACAAACAAGACAGGAGGCAACUUGUAAUCCAGAAAGUGUCGAGCUGCUGCAGGAAAGGAAAUCCAGUAUCUUACAAAUACUCCAGGGUGAACAUGGAUGAAGACGGGUGUGAAGAUGAGAUGGAGUGGCUGAUGGAGGAGACCGGGACCCCGACGCGAGAACCACAGGAGAACGGUCACAUCACCACCAAACCGGUCCGUGCAGACGCCCUGCGCUCCUUCUCCCUGGAUGAACAGGACAGCGAAGAUGAGGUGCUGACAGUCCCCGGGGUCCGAAUGGCCCCGUCAUCCUCACGCCUAAAAUCGGCAUUACUCAAAGCAGAGAGCGACGAGGAUCUGGUAGGGCUCCUCGUGGACACACGGAGCAAAGAUAAGAGCCGAUAUGGGGAUAAAAACCAGACGAGAGCCCAGUUAGAUCCUGACGACAGCGACGAGGAUCUGCUGAAGGUUUAAGGGGUGUCAAACGGACACCCGAACUGUACUUUUGAAUGUCUCUGCCACCACGCUCCAAAUGUUGAGUUUGUUUUUGUGGGGGGUUUUCUAAAGGGAAAUCUCUCUGUGAGCUGUUUAUAAAGACGGCUUUCAAGAGCAGGUUGGUCCAUUCGUCCGUAAAAAUAGACUCGAUGCCUUCCUCACAAAAGAGGGUGUUUUUUUUUUGUCAUUUUGAUCGUUUAUUUGUUUUGUAUGUUUGUUUUUUUGAUUGAUUUUCGAAUGAUUAAUGUAAACAUUACAAGUGAAUAUUUUGGUUUUCCGGAUUAUAUAUAUAUAUAUUUUUAUUGUUAUUUAACGAUUUUGGGGUACGGUUUGUUUUGUUAAAAGGAUAGUUCACACAAAAAUGAAUGUUUGCUUAUUUUCUCACCCUCAGUGUGGUUGCAAGCAUUUUUUGGAUUAUAUUUUGAAAAAAUAUAUUUUGAAAAUUGGUGAAUAUCUGCAACUAUUGACUGGCAUUGUAUGUUUGUGGUUCCAAGCAUUGUUGAGUUUCUUUUUUCUGUCAAACAGAAAUGAAGAUAUUUUGAAGAAUGUUGGAGACCGGUAAUCAUUGACUUUCAUAGUAGGAAAAACAAAUAGUAUGGAAGUCAAUGGUUACCGGUUUUCAUCAUUCUUCAAAAUAUCUUCUUUUGUGUUUAACAGAAUGAAAAAACUCUAAAAUGUUUGAAACCGAAAAAGUACAAGGAAAGUUGAUGGUUACCAGUUUUCAUCAUUCUUCAAAAUAUCUUCUCUUGUGUUCAACAGAAUGAAGAAACUCUAAAAUGUUUGGAUCCGCAAAAGUACAAUGAAAGUCAAUGGUUACUUUCAAUGGUUACUUUCAUUCUUACAAAAGGUUUUUAGCAUUCUUCAAAGUACCCAGCAAGCAAUUUUUGUUUUUAAAAGAUGUCUAAUAGACGUAUAAACAUAGUCGUCUUGGCUCAAACAAGGCUAAAUUUGAGCUCUCAAGUAAAAGUCUAAUAGGCAAGAAUAGGCCAAUACUAGAAUAGUCAUCAAGUGAACCAAAAUAAAUGGCUACUCUUAUUAAGUCUGUGUAAUCUGUCUUUUUGACGACUAGUCUAGUUUUGGGUUAUUCUUAGAUGUCUUUUUUACUGACAGCCCAAGUUUAGCCUUGUUUUAGCCAAGCCGUCUACAUUUAGAUGUCUAUUAGACGUCUAUUAAACACAAAAUUGUUUGCUGGGUAUCUUAUUUUGUGUUUAACAACCUUAUAAAGAUUCAAAAGAAGUAAAGGGUGAAAAGCAUUUUGUGUGAACUAUCAUUUAAUUGACCCGCUCACUGGAAGAAUACACUGUUCCUGAAGUAAUCCCGGAUGAUUGUGGCAGAUGCAGUCAAAGACCUUUUCUAAACUACAAUCUGAAGCAGUAUUUCACAUAUCUUGAGCCAUGUAGCACACGGAGGAGAUUGAUCCGCUUUUGCCAUAUUUAAAUCUUCAAGUAUCAUGCUCGGCAUUUGCUUUGACUUUUUAAGCGAUGUUCAUCUUAACCAUAACAUCCAUCUGUAGGUGUUUCGUGCAGUGCUUCUUUUCCCACUAGUUCUGCCAGCAACAACAAAAAAAAGCAUGUUCAAUUUUUUCCCCGACUAGAGCUCGGAGCACAUGCAGAGAUUUAGUGCCAUGAAGGAAUGACUUUGCAUAUAGGAGCGCGGCAGGCUUCAGUUUAAUUUUUUUUUUAAUUAUUCAUAAAUGAUUGCAAUCACAGCA
Molecule: messenger RNA, 9091 nt
Organism: Danio rerio (zebrafish)
Lineage: Eukaryota; Metazoa; Chordata; Actinopteri; Cypriniformes; Danionidae
Source: RefSeq, a predicted model, not a curated record